UUUAUUGAAAAAACAAAACAUAAAACAUAUAAUCAACAACGAACGGAAUAUAAGGGGAAAAAAAAAAAAAAACAACAAACCAGAAGAAGAACCCAAUCAAAACGGCAAGGCCAAAACCCUAAAAAGAUAAUCUAAAUGAUGAUGAAGGAGAAGUCGUUUUCGAUUAUUAUGGUGACGACGACAAAGAAGGUUUGAAACAACCGCCAUGAGAUGAGCAGCGUCGUCGACGUGGCAGUAGUUAUAGUUAUAUUAGCUUCGUUUCAUGGCUAGAGAAUUGGAAACGACGUCGUUGUCGCAGCAGCAACAAGAACAGCAGCGGCAGCAGCGGUGGGGGACGUUGGAGGAAUUAUUGCUAGCGUGCGCCGUGAACCGCUACGGGACCAAGAGUUGGGACUCCAUAGCCAUGGAAGUAGCCAACCGAAGUUCAAGCCUGACGUCGCUCACUCCAGAGAGUUGUGAGGACAAGUUUCGUGAUCUUAAGCGACGGUUCAUGGCUUCAAACGACGCCGAAUCGACUAGUUUGGUCCCGCUUGUUGACCAGCUCAGACAGAUUCGUGUUCAGGAGCUGCGCGACGAGGUUCAACGACGCGACGUUUCGAUCGUGUACAUUUUUGUAGAUCUGAGAAAGAAAUUUUCAGUUUUCGUUGAGAUCUAUGGAACGACGUGUCACGUGUCAUUUUUUCUAUUCGGUUUUUGCAGGUCUUUGGAAUUGAAGGUGAAGAGUUUAGAGGAGGAGAGAGAGAAGAGCUUACAGGCGGAGGAAGCAGAUCUAGAGAGAGAGAGAAAGGCCUCGCCGGAUAUCAUCGCCGGUAAAUUCUCCUCCGCGGACGGCGACGAAUCCGAUGAGCGCGAGAACCGAUCGUUUAACGAAUCCAAUUCCACGACUCAUAAAGCAGAGGAAACGAAGAGCAGGAAACAACAAAAAAACGACGUCGCGGGAGGAGAGAAGAAAGAACCGAAAGUAAAGCCUGAACCGGAUGGAGAGGUUCCGGUUCAAACCGGAUGUGGACCAGACCGGGAUCGAGAUUGGUCCUCAAACGGUAAAUUAAACGGAAAUGUCGAGGAGGACGAGGAAGAGGAUGACGUGGACAAUGACAAAACGGUGUCGGAGGACAAGAUGGAAAAUAUUAAUAAGAAUAACAAAACGAUUGGGCUCAGUGAGUUGAACGAGUUGUGGGACGAUUGGAAGAGGGAGGGAAAAGAAGUUGGGGUGGCGUCGAAGCAGAGCAGUGAUGUACAGAGCUCGGCUAGUUUGUCAAAGAACAAAAAACGGCGUCGUAAUAGCAGUGGUGAGGAGCCCGAUGUUGAGGAGGUUUCUCCCGCCACGAAAAAGGUGUUGACCGUGAAAUCUGAGCCAUUAGUUAUGUUUCUUGAGAUCAUACGGUCGCACCGGCUCAGCUCACAUUUUGAGCGGCGGCUUCGGAGCCAGGAAUCUGAAAGGUACAAAAAGUUGGUAAGGCAACACAUGGAUCUUCAAACGAUUCAAUCCAGGCUUCACAGAGGGCUUUACUCUGACUGUUUUCAAAGAUUCUAUAGAGAUCUCUUGCUCAUAUUCAACAAUUUCAUAAUUUUCUUCAGAAAGAGCUCCCAAGAAUAUACUGCGGCACAAGAACUCCGCGCUCUUGUAAUCAAGGAAAUGACUUCCAAGCUCCAGAAACCUCAAACACCUGCGGUUAAACCAGAGCCAGAACGACAACAACAGAAACCACAAAAAGAAUCAUCUGUUUUGCUUUUGAGACCCGGCAGAGCUUCAACCAUGGUCAUGUGUGGUAAGCGAAGCUCCGCCAAAGCAGCAUCAGAGAAUGCUGCUAGUAGAAAAGGUGACAAGAAAGAGAGGGAAAUCGAGGAAAAACCAAAGAUGAAUGAGAAGAAGAUCAAUGGAUCUUUUGUUGGUAUUGAUGAGAAGGGUAUAAAGAAGAAAAGGAGUAGUGAAAGGUCGGUUUCAGGGUGGAGGAAUUUAAGGACCAGCAACAAGGGAGGAGCAGAGGUUAAACAUCAAUACGGUGGUAAUGAACUUAGCUCUCAUGAUGCUUUGGAGGUUAAGAUGGAUAAGAAAGAAAUUGCUGUUAGAAAGAAGCAAGGGGCAGCAAGUUUCUUGAAAAGAAUGAAGCAAAACUCGCCUAGCAAAUUGGUGGAAAAUAAAGAUGACGACGACAGUGAUUGCAAUGAGGACAAUGAGGAUUCAGAAAACGAGAGCAAAGAUGGUAGAGUAGAAGAGGAGGCAAUAAAGAAGAAUGGAAAGAAGAGAGACGUGGGAAAAGAGAGGGUGACAAGGAGUUCUAGGGGAAGAGGAGUAAGGGAAGAGAGUAAAAGAAUGAAGAGAGGGGUUGGCCGGCCACCGAAAAGAUCAGCAGCAAGUCCUUCACAAAAAUUGGUAGCAGUAAGCCCGCCAGGGACAACCGGAAAGAGAGGGAGAGACAAUGGUGAGAGUGAAGUUGGGGUGGUGGUUGGAAGUAGUAGGUCUAGGAAAAGAACAAGAAGGUGAAGAUGAUUGUUGUAUAAUGUAUAUUAUUGGGAAGUUUCUUAUUUUUGGGGUAUUUAGCUUUUCGUUUUUUACUUAAGAGACUAGGAUUGGAACAGGGAGAAUGCUUGGGAAAGAAAUUUGUAUUGUGCACUUACGCAGAAUGUUUUGUUGCAGCCAUUGCAUAUACACCACAUCUAGAAUUAGAAAUGAAUUAUAGUAUUAUUUUUUAA
Messenger RNA from Mangifera indica (mango), 2694 nucleotides. Its product is annotated as calponin homology domain-containing protein DDB_G0272472-like. The coding region runs from base 263 to 2485 and encodes 740 amino acids. Gene Ontology annotation, molecular function: protein binding. The transcript has 2 exons. The record is from RefSeq and is a predicted model, not a curated record. NCBI's taxonomy places the organism in Eukaryota, Viridiplantae, Streptophyta, Magnoliopsida, Sapindales, Anacardiaceae.